CAAAAUGAACGCAACCAAAAUCAACAAGUGGAUCCCUCGUGAAACUAUUCAAGAACUUGAUGAGGACUGAUUCGAAAUGAGGAUGCCUAACAUUGCUAAAAUUCAAUCACAACCUUUUGACCCUGAAAACUACCAGCCUGAGAAGGCAAUCCAGUACAAGAAUGAGCAUGGCCUGAUCAAGGAGAAGAGCUUCAACCUCCUCAACGUCAUCAGAUGGAGAUAUACCGACAGCACCACUGAGCCCUUUGUCCUCACUGACAAGGCCAAGCAAAUGCAGGAAGCAGUGGGCUACAAGCCUCGGUACCCUGACAAGCAAAUUGAGAGCAAUGCGAAGAUAGUCGAGUGGUCUGAUGGAACCUUCUCGAUGAUGAUCGGAGACGAAAUAUUAGACCUCAACUUCUCUAAAACAACUAAUAGUCAUUUGUACCUCAAGACUGACGACCUACUCGUGCAUAAGAACAAGGUCAACCGUAAAUGUCUCGUGAAGCCAUCGAAGGAGUCAAAAAGAGCAAUGAGAUCCAUUGUGCAAAAUGCCAAUGAGAAGGCCAAAGAGAAGCACCAGGUUGAGAAGAAAUGCAGCCUGGACGACGACCCUCGUUCUAGGAAAAGACGCCACUACGACCGUAUUGACAACAAGAACAAUCUCGAAAGGAAGAGAGCAAGAAGGAACUUCCUGAUGUAUAAUGACUAA
Molecule: messenger RNA, 691 nt
Organism: Moneuplotes crassus
Lineage: Eukaryota; Ciliophora; Spirotrichea; Euplotida; Euplotidae
Source: the annotation of a GenBank genome assembly